This is a messenger RNA of Aspergillus luchuensis, 1563 nucleotides long. RefSeq names its product putative extracellular cellulase CelA/allergen Asp F7-like. The record is from RefSeq and is a predicted model, not a curated record. NCBI's taxonomy places the organism in Eukaryota, Fungi, Ascomycota, Eurotiomycetes, Eurotiales, Aspergillaceae. Bases 1 to 1563 code for a protein of 520 amino acids. The transcript is spliced from 2 exons.
AUGAAGUAUCAACGCCUCGCCUCUUUGGGCUUUACUGCCCUGAGUGCCGCUGCGACGGUCUCUGCCAACCCACUGCUGAACCGUGAAGCUGAGGGUCAAUGCCCCCAAGGCUACACCCAGAGCGUCUACUACAAGACUAUCACUCUCCAGCCCUCCUCUACUGCGCCAACCGCGCCAACCUCUACGCUCGCCAGUGUAGGUGAAGGUCAAUGUCCCGUUGGCUACACUCAGAGCGUCUACUACAAGACGAUUACGCUCCAGCCCACUUCAACUGCAUCCGUUGAGCCAACCUCCGCUCCCGCUGUUCAGUCAACCUCGACCCCUGCUGUCGAGUCAAGCUCUACCUCGGUUGAUCAGGUUACUACUUUGCACUCGUCUUCAACCGUCAUCGUGACUGAGGUCGUGACUGCAACCCCUGCGGUCGCCACCACGAGCUCCGCGGUCGAGAGCGCUGCACCAGUUGCCACCACCUCAUCCGUUGCCGAAGCUUCCCCUGCUGCUGAGACUAGCGCUGCUGUGGAGGCUACCUCCUCUUCCUCUUCCUCGGUCGUUGAGGUGACGACCAAUGCUGCUGUUAAUGCUGCCGCAACUACUGCUGCCGCUGAGCCUACCUCUGAGGCUGUCACCACUGAGGUUGCAACUACUGAAGCUGUCGCGACCACUGAAGCUGCUGCCCAGCCUACCCCUGAAGCCGCUACCACCGAGGCCGUCACUAGCCAGGCUGCUGCUGCCGCUACCACCGAAGCUGCUACUACUCAGGCUGCUGCUACCACCGAAGCCGUUGUUCAGUCUACCCCUGAGGCCGCUACCACUGAGGCUGCCACUACCGAAGCUGCUGCUACCCAGGCCGCAGCCACUACCGUCGAGUCCAAGACUACUUCUUCUAGCUCAACCGCUGCUAGCGCCGCGACAUCGUCUGCCUCCAGCUCUAGCUCUUCCACCUCUAGCAGUGCCCUGAGCUCCGAGUACUCGGGUGAGGCAACUUUCUACGGCGGUAACGUCUCGGGUGGAACCUGCUCGUUCACCGACUACACUAUCCCCUCUGGCCUCUUCGGCACAGCACUCUCCUCCCAACGCUGGGACAACGCAGCGGAAUGCGGUGCUUGUGUCGAGGUCACUGGCCCUAGCGGUACCAAGAUUAAGGCCAUGGUUGUCGAUGAAUGUCCCGAAUGCGACUCCAACCACCUCGAUCUCUUCGAGAGCGCCUUCUCCGAGCUGGCCGACAUCUCCAAGGGCGUUAUCAGCAUCGACUGGGAAUACGUUGCUUGUGGUAUCACCUCCCCGAUCGAACUGGUCAACAAGAGCGGUACCUCCGCCUACUGGUUCGCCAUGCAGGUCGUCAACUCCAACCUCCCCGUUACCAAGCUCGAGGUCAGCACCGACAGCGGUAGCACCUGGCAAUCCACCACCCGUUCCUCCUACAACUACUUCGAGAACCAGAGCGGUUUCGGUACCGACACCGUCGAUGUCCGUGUCACUGCCGAGGGUGGUUCUCAGAUCACCGUCAAGAACGUCAGCGUCUCGUCUGGCUCGUCUGUCACUGCUUCCUCCAACUUUGAGUAA